Molecule: messenger RNA, 5090 nt
Organism: Aspergillus vadensis CBS 113365
Lineage: Eukaryota; Fungi; Ascomycota; Eurotiomycetes; Eurotiales; Aspergillaceae
Product: putative GTPase activating protein (Tsc2)
Exons: 1
Coding region: 266-4966 (1566 amino acids)
Biological process (GO): positive regulation of GTPase activity; negative regulation of TOR signaling; regulation of small GTPase mediated signal transduction
Cellular component (GO): cytoplasm; nucleus; TSC1-TSC2 complex
Molecular function (GO): GTPase activator activity
Source: RefSeq, a predicted model, not a curated record
CAGCUCUCCGAGUGUAACAUUCGGUAAAAGCCUAUAUAUACGCCUUCUGCGGAUCUGUUCUCGUCCUGAUCCAUCCAUAUGACCUGCCAAUGGUAUGUGAGAUUUUGCGUAAAGUGGAUCGCCGAUGUAGAGCUGGUCAGUUCCAGCUGACCGGUGACCUUCCGUGGCCUCUAGUCACAAUCCCGUCGCUGACCGGUCAUCGGACAGAUAUAAUAGUCCUCUGCCCUGAAGAACCCCAUACGCACCCCCUCGUCCGCUGGGACGCAUGUCUUCUGACGAUGCUCAAUCCCCGUACUAUACCAAACACGCAGCAUCAAGUUUUGUCGACGUACUCAAGUCACUAAGCAUUUCCCGCCCAAAGUCACCUUCUCCAAUUUCGCUCCACGAUAGCAGUGAUUCCUUAUCGCAUUCAUCGGAUGGACGCAGGAUCAGUCGGACUGUGCUGGGAUUUGACUCAAUGCAUCGCGGUAGCGUCGUAUCCAGUUCAUCCGACACCUCUGGUGCACGGGAUUUUGAUACGGCAGUCCGAACAUUGGCUCAGAGGCAGUCUCUAGGCCACGCUGUAGAAGAGGCGGAACAAAUAUCAAAGUCACUCCAGUGGUUCACUCCGGAACAAUCGCUUGCUCUUUGGGAAGCCGGGGCGUAUCUUUUCCACCAUGAAAGCUCACCCGAAGCUCGACGGAGCGGUUCGAUGUUGUUGGAAGCCGUUGCCGCACGGCAAGACCUGUCUCCCGCAGCGCGGCGCAUCGUCUUCGAUUCAAUAGCAAAACCAUCAGAUAAUGACGUUGUUCCCGCGCGUGUGCAGUCCUUGAUAGCUCUAUCGGAUCAUGGCCGAAAAUUAGAGUUUGCAGCCUCGUCCAUUCUCCCUGUGAUAUCGUCUUGCUUGCUUCCAUUAUACGAAUUGGUUUCAUCUGCGCGCUUGAAAGCUAGGAAAACCAAAGUUGGCAAAACAAAUGGGUUAGGAUACGAUGGCGCUGUAUUAGAUGACCUCCUACAGUUUGCGAUCGAUCUUAUCACACUACAACGCAAGCCACCAAGCGACGAAGAGGUACAGACGUUGUUAGAUCAGACUUUCACGAUUUGCCGCAAGACAAGCGUUGCCGCUGACAUCAAGAACUCCCUGGGCGUUUUUGAUGCCGUAAUACUCUAUGCAGACGUUCCGGAUGGAAGCUUCGUUCCCAUGCUGGAGGUAUUAUGCAGCAUUCAUGCAUCUGUCAAAUCGUUGUCCGGUCCGACGUCGAGAGCUGUGCGGAAUCUAGCAAAGUCGAGAAGGCAAUCCGAGAUGAUGGACAACCUAUAUGCUUUUCUAAGGGAGUCCUGCGGUGAAAACUCUCGUAACCUCAACGUUGUUCGGGGAGCGGUUUAUGUUUUCAUGGAUCUUGUGCGCGCGUAUGGUCAAGAUGGGAUACCCAGAUUCCAGUUCGGGCAUCUGAUAGAGUCGCUCCAGGUUGUUGUAAAGAAGGAUGAUGGCCGGUUGGAGGCAGAUAUCUUGGAGCUGUGUUUGAAUGUUUUGGAAGGUGACUACGUUCACACGGCCCUGGACAAUGACUGGAGCGAGUUUGUGAAUUUAUUGAAUACAUGCUCUCUUAGGGCCGUUGACGAACACGAAGAAUCCCCCUUCACAAUGCCUGAUGCGCAGCCGCGCGGCAGCGUGUUAGAUGACACACGGUCUAACAUCCUGGCAAGCACCAUUCAAAUUGCAUCUACUUUGGAAGCGCUUUGGGAUCGCUUAAAUCAUCAGCAGCGGCUAGACGCCACCCGUUUCCUAAUGAAUGCCUGUCGACAUAUCGAGCCUCCCCAGGCUGAGCUCGUUCUCAACACUAUCCGCACCGAAGGAUUUUGCUCCCCGGUGAGCCCGGAUUGGGUACAGCAGAACCAACGUCUCAUCCGAUGCUUCAUCCGCUCCCGCAGCAAACCAUCCGACGUUCGGAUCUUGGCUUUGGAUACUGUGAAGGAUUCUUUCUCAACAUACGAUUCUCUGGUUCUCUUCCAGGAACAGGGACUCCUUGACCUCAUGCUGGAAAGGUUUGCUGAGGAGGACGAUAUUCUAUUUCUAGAAUCGUUGGUCUCUUUUCUUGUCGACGCUUCUGUGCUCGUCAGUGAUAAUGAAAGUUUCAAACGUUUGGUGACAGUGUUAAGCUCGCCCAUGAGCAAAGACCUGGACAAAGAGGGUAUGAUCGGCUCUGAGACUUCGACAACUUUGUCUUCGGAACGCCGUUCAUUUAGCAGUGUUAUGGAGCUUUCCUUGGCCAAUAUUUGCACUAUUGGACUUGUCAGGAUGUUUCUCCGAUCCCUAAACAUGUCAGCGACUAAGGCGGCUUUGGUGUAUGAAGCACUUCUGAACAUAGCUCAAUGCUCAGAGCGGCCGGUGGACUCGCGUUUGACAUCACUGAAGCUACUAUUCCGACUCCGAUGCGAUUCGUCGGGCUCGAUUACCGUGACCUCCGUCUCUGAACAAGAUUUCAUGAUGAACGUUUCCGGGCGAAAUUUUGAAGCAGGCUCGAAACAACAGGGUGACCCGGCUGGUGAACAUAUCGUUGAUAGCGACCAAGGGCGACCAGCAGCCCAUGCAAGGCAUUCGGCUCGGGAGCCAUCGGUGCUUUCUAGGUCGUCCGGACGUAAUCCAAGCAUUCCCAUUCGGGCCUCAAGACUGACGCCUCCACUUUGGACCUUCGCGACUCCGCAGGCCCUUCCUGAAGCACCCCCCGAUGAGUCGAGUCCUUUCGUCUACGCUUAUGCCACGCCAGAAACGAGUCACCACAUAGAAUCUGAACCUGCGCAGAAGGUUGCAUUGAAGGCGAACAUGUGGCUUGAGACCGUCAUCUCAUUGCUGCAACGGGAGUCUAACUGGGAUCUCUACAGCUACGUUCUCACCCAUCUUGCAAGCCAACUUCAGAAUAAAGAUCUCUUCAGCAACGCAGUUCCCCAAAUCAAAUUACUGCGCAGUAUCCUUUGCGAUCAGGUGAAAAAUGACACGUUUCGUGAGCCUCCGCCGUCCACAGGUGGAAAGAAAACCGACGUGGCUGGUUACAUCUUCGAAUUUCUCUGCUCCCUAGUCAGCUAUCAUGAACACUUUGCCAAAAGUGAAGAAGACGAACUUGUCCGUGCAUUCAUGAUGGGUAUCAUUGGAUCCUGGGGUGGCACGUCUCGCGGAUGCAUACAUGCGCUCUCUGUCUGUUGCCAUGAAAUUCCCCUUUCGGUAACUAAGUCACUCAACGGAAUCCUUGACAAGAUGUCCAAAGUUAUUACAAUGUCCAAUCUUGCUGUGCACAUCUUGGAGUUUUUGGCUCUUCUUGCACGCCUUCCUGAUGUCUAUAUCAACCUACGCGAGGAAGAGAUCCGCACUGUCUUCGGCAUCUGUAUCAGAUUUCUACAGACUUCCAGGGAACAGCGAUUCAAGGCUUCUGAGUCGCCCACCAGGAAUGUUCAGGUUCCAACAAGACUUGGGAGUGGUGUCCGAGAUAAUAUGGCUUCGCCCGCAGAGUCGUCUGAUUCUUCACUCCAGGACGGGAUGUCAAGAUACAUAUAUACUCUUACGUAUCAUGUCAUGAUCUUCUGGUUCCUUUCAUUGAAAUUGCAGGAUCGAGCCAAACACGUGAAUUGGAUAACUAGCAGACUCAUAUAUCGGGAUGAACACGGUAGAGAGACAGUUGAAGAGCCAAGCCAGGUCUUCAUCGACUUGAUGCAGAGAGCGGCCUUUUCCGAUUUGGGGGACACUAUACCCUAUCCGACCUUUCCCCCCACGCCUGAAGAUGGACCUGCAGUGAAGAAGUCUUGGAUUGUAGGUAUGAGCAUCGUGACUGUUGAGACGGCUGGAGUAUCCGGCUUGACUCAGGUCACCAAGAGGCAAGCGUCAGGGACUACCUACGCAAUGUUUCAGCAACGAACUGCACCUGUUCUUCCUCACCAAGUUCCACCCACGCCAGAUGCCCACUUACAUUCUGACACCAUGCGCACUGCUGUCCUUCCGAGCCAUAUCAUGCUUCAGCUGACAACCACGGCUUUCCCGACACCUACGGUGAUGCAACCGAUCCCUCUUCCCGAAGAUGACAUCACACGCCGAGCACUGAACACCUUUGACCGCAAUGACAUUGUGGAUGGACACAAGAUUGGUGUCAUAUACAUCGACAACGGUCAGACUACUGAAGCAGAAAUUCUCUCGAAUACCAGCGGCAGCCCAGACUACGAAUACUUUCUGUCAAGACUCGGAACCAAAGUGCCGCUCCAGGGUGCUCGAUUUAAUACUCAAGGGUUGCAUGCGGACUUUGAUGGCCAAUUCACUUAUGCAUGGCGUGACCGGGUUACGGAGAUUGUCUACCAUAUUCCGACCAUGAUGCCUACGAACUUUGAUAACGAUCCAUCCUGCGUCAACAAGAAACGCCACAUAGGAAAUGAUUUCGUCAACAUCGUGUUCAACCGGUCGAAUACACCUUUCAACUUCAAUACGAUACCCUCUCAAUUCAACUUUGUCAACAUUGUUAUCAACCCUGUGUGCCGUCUCACCAAUGAUCCUAGCAGCGCGGAGUCGAGACGAACCGAUUUUGAGAACAUGUUUUACCAAGUGAAGGUGAUGAGCAAGCCCGGGUUCCCAGAAAUAUCACCUGCCGCGGUGCCAAAGCUUAUCUCCGGGAAGAACCUGGCCCCGUUCGUUCGGAUUCUCGCUCUCAACGCGUCUGUUUUCUCGCUGGUCUGGCACAGCCAAGGAGGCGAGCACAUUUCAUCGUGGCGCAACAGACUGCGUGAGAUCAAGAGACUUCGCGAGCGAGCGCUAGGAAAUCAGGCUCAAACUUCUGAGGCUGCCGAAGGGACUUAUCCCGGUCAACGCCGCAACACCAAAGCCAACAUAUUCUCCGAAGAAGUACCCUCGCGCAACACCUCUGUGCGGACCGAUUUUGCGACCGAUUGGAAUGCGGCUGCAGACACGAAUAUCCUGCAGAACUUGGACUUUUCGCGCUGGGGUCGUUGAAGGCCACAAGUUAUCUUGGUUUAGCUCGACAAAAUCAGGAAUGGAAAACCCGGGGCCAGAAAAGAAAAACGAAAACGAAACAAUAAUAGUUCACCUGAUUUUCAUUGACUCACUUAUGACCCCU